CACCUUCAGAGCCCUUAAGAGGAACACACACACACACACACACACACACACACACACACAUAUGCGCACACACACACGCGCACGCUCUCUCCUUUAGUGAAAGUCAGGGCGCGAGCAUGGCGCAGGGGCACACCGCACCGCGCGCCUUUCUGAAGUUUAAUCGGAUCGACCUGUAGACUAGUGCAUAUGUGUGUGUGUGCGUGAGUGUGUGUGUGCGUGAGUGUGUGUGUGCGUGAGUGUUGGUGUGUGUUUGUGUGUGUGUGUGUGUGAGUGUGUGUGUUCUGUCCCGAUAUGAAGCGGAGCUCAGCGCUCGGGUGGCUGCUCUUCUGGACUUUAUUUUCCGCGGGACUGUUAAACCGGGAGAAACCGAAACACUGCAGCAAGGACGAGACGAGAGAGCUGAACUCCUUCCUGUGGACUGUAAAACGUCCUGCCCCUCAGCCGCCCUCCUACCUGUUCGGCACCAUCCAUGUUCCGUACACACGCGUCUGGGAUUUUGUUCCCGAGAGCUCGAAGCGAGCCUUCCAGAGCAGCACGAGUGUGUUCUUCGAGCUCGACCUCACUGACCCCGUCACCGUGUCCAAGCUGGCCAGCUGUCAGCUCUUACCUAAUGGCGAGAGCCUGAGGAGUCUGCUGCCCCGGGACAUCUACCUCCGGCUGAAGCGCCACCUGGACUACGUGAGGCACAUGAUGCCGGCGUGGGUGAGGGCCGAGCAGCGAUUCUACGCCGACUACCUGUUCAAGGCCAUCGCCGGAGACUGGGAGCGCAAGCGGCCGGUCUGGGUGAUGCUGAUGGUCAACUCACUGACGGAGUGGGACGUGAGGUGGAGAGGAGCUCCGGUGCUCGACCUGUUCCUCGCCCGCGAGGCUGAGCGCAUGGGCAAGAAGACCGGAGCUGUGGAGGACGUGGAGGAGCAGUGCCACCCACUGAAUGGUCUCAGCUUCUCCCAGGUUCUGUUUGCUCUGAAUCAGACCCUGCGGCAGCAUGAAGGAGUGCGUGAGGGAAGUGUUCAGGGUCCCUUCACCACCGAGGACCUGAUCACACACUACAACUGUGGAGACCUGAGCUCCAUCAUCUUCAACCAUGACACCUCACAGCUCCCUCACUUCCUGAACAGUUCUCUGUUGGAUCACGAGCGCUCCACGGCGCAGCAGAUCGACAGCUACCUCCGUCAGGAGCUCAUCUAUAAGCGAAACGAGCGAAUGGCGCGCCGUGUCUCCGCCCUCCUUCAGCAAAGCCCCGCCCAGAGCUUCUUCUUCGCCUUUGGCGCCGGUCACUUCCUGGGCAACCACAGUGUCCUGGACAUCCUGCGGCAGGAGGGUUAUGAUGUGGAACACACACCGGCCCAGGAGCUGGCUACAUCGAGCUGGCCAGAGACGGAAGGUACCACUGUGACACAGAGCGGGGGAGGUCCCGAGCCGGUGACCGAAGGGACGUCAGAGCCUCCUGAGGCAGAAGAGGAGCUGCCCCACCUGCUGGAGCCAGAUAGUCUGAGUCAGCUGGAGGAGUUCGGGAGACACCAGCGCCCCCGAAAGGCCCAGAAGCCUCACAGCAGACAGAGGCUCUUCAGCGACCUGUGGGUGCGAAUCGGAUACAGCACGACUUCACUUCCGAGCAUCCCGAGAACCGACGACUUCCUGACAACGAGAACGUCGCUGAAGCUGCAGGAAGAUCAGCAGAGAAAAAGAUCGUGGCUCAGUCAUCGACAGGAGACCCCGCCCCCUAGGGGCAUAGCCACGCCCACUCCUGGCUGCACGCUGACUUUCUUGCUCACGUGCCUUCUCACACAAGUGCUGCUGCGCUUCACGUCUUGACCGCAAGAGGGAGCCAAAAGCACGAUUCUCACACACACACACACACACACACACACACACACACACUAUAAACAACAUAGAUUGUUUUUGCCUUAAUGUCAGAUGUAAUUUUACAUAUAUAUAUAUA
Hemibagrus wyckioides is the source of this 1942-nucleotide messenger RNA. It is a transcript of the gene trabd2b, whose product is annotated as TraB domain containing 2B. Gene Ontology annotation, molecular function: Wnt-protein binding; metalloendopeptidase activity. Gene Ontology annotation, biological process: negative regulation of Wnt signaling pathway. Gene Ontology annotation, cellular component: organelle membrane. The transcript is spliced from 7 exons. The record is from RefSeq and is a predicted model, not a curated record. Lineage: Eukaryota; Metazoa; Chordata; Actinopteri; Siluriformes; Bagridae. The coding region runs from base 292 to 1815 and encodes 507 amino acids.